CUCUGGAUAAUGUGCGGAGACGUUAAUUGAACCCAGAAGUUGCGGGACACACAGGAAACACCGGGCUUUAAUGGAUUCCAGUCGCAACAGCAGCUCUAAAAAGCCACCAGAUGAGGAUGGAGACGCGUAUGAGCGUUUCGCGCUCAUCAGAGCUGGCAUACUGGGUUUGGUUUUUGUGCUUGCAACAUGCGGCAAUCUUUUCUUCUUGGGCACACUUUGGAAGAAGCGAAAAAGAAACACACGGACCCAGCUGUUCCUGUUGCACCUGUGCUUGGCGGAUCUGGUGGUCGCCUUUUUCCAAGUCCUACCGCAGUUUCUCAUGGAAAUUACGCACAGGUUCCGAGGCACGGACUUCCUGUGCCGGUCCGUAAAAUACCUACAGGUGGUCGGGAUGUUUGGCUCUACGUACAUGAUCGUGGCCAUGACCAUAGACCGGUACAAUGCAGUGUGUAAGCCGAUGGUUUCCUUCCUGAAGGGCUCGUUUAGGAGAUACCUCUCCAUAGGCGCAGCGUGGCUCAUCUCUCUCGCCUUCAGCUCCCCUCAGAUCUCCAUCUUCUCUCUCAAGGAGGUGGAGGAGAACCAGUAUGACUGCUGGGCUACAUUUAUUGAACCGUGGGGGAGCAGGGUCUACAUCACCUGGAUCACUCUGUCAGUGUUUGCCCUGCCUGCAGUCAUUGUGCUCUAUUGCCAGAUAAGAAUAUGCACAACCAUCUACUUCAACAUGAAGAGGAAGGCGCUGCAGGCAGGGCGCGCGGGCACGAGGGGGGUGUCCAACGCCAUGCUGAAGACUGUGAAAAUGACUUUUGUCAUUAUAAUGACAUACACAGUGUGUUGGAGCCCAUUCUUUGUUGUCCAGUUAUGGUCUGUGUGGAGCCCCAGCACUGCGCCUACUCAAGGUCCAGUGUUUGCCAUCAUCAUGCUGCUGGCCAGCCUCAACAGCUGCACCAACCCCUGGAUAUAUCUUUACUAUAGCUAAGAAAAUUGCAACUUGAGAUACAAUCAAAGGUCUGACGAACUCAAAAUGAAGUCAACAUUAAUCCAGUGUUUGAGUAUUUGUUGUUUUGGAUUCUCUUUUAUGAUAAAAAACAAAUGUAACUGGAUCAGUGUCAGCAUUGCUGUACAUAAGCUUCAAUUUCUGUUGGCUAUUUUCUCAGUUAAUGUUUCAGCGUUCUCACCAAUACAACAUCCAUGCCAGCAUAACGGUCUGUUCUCCAGGCAUAACACUGCACAAAGCACAGUACCCUCUUUCAUUCAGUGUUUGAAGUAGAGCUGGGCAAUAUAUCGAUAUUUUAUCAAUACUGUGAUAUGAGACUAGAUAUCAUGUUAGAGUUUAGAUAUCGUAACGCUGUAAAUGUUGUUGGUUUUUUUCUGAUGGUAAAGGCCGCAUGACAGUAUAAUGUUGUAAUUUUCUGAACUUACCAGACUGUCCCAGCUGUUCUUUACCCACUUAUAAUUACUUAUAAUUAUUUAUCAUAAAUCUCAUUGUGUCGAUAUUUUGUGAAAGCACCAACAGUCAACCCUACAAUCGUUGUUUAGAAAUAUUGUGAUGUUUGGUUUUCUCCAUUUUGCCCAGCCCUAGCUUGAGGAAAUGAGACUUUUGAAAUAAACCUGCAUCAAAGGAACAGUCAAGACAUAAACCUGGAUCUUCACACACUGUACAGAGAAACAGAAUGUCGGACAAUACACACCAUCCACAGACC
Messenger RNA from Epinephelus moara (kelp grouper), 1700 nucleotides. It is a transcript of the gene avpr2l, whose product is annotated as arginine vasopressin receptor 2, like. The transcript is spliced from 2 exons. Lineage: Eukaryota; Metazoa; Chordata; Actinopteri; Perciformes; Serranidae. The coding region runs from base 71 to 976 and encodes 301 amino acids. Gene Ontology annotation, molecular function: peptide binding; vasopressin receptor activity. Gene Ontology annotation, biological process: regulation of systemic arterial blood pressure by vasopressin; G protein-coupled receptor signaling pathway; positive regulation of vasoconstriction. Gene Ontology annotation, cellular component: membrane. The record is from RefSeq and is a predicted model, not a curated record.